CAUGGGUAGAGGAAUGCUCUUAGUGUAGCCUAACUUUCAUGCAAAUUGUGUUUUUAUUCUCAAACUCUUUACUGUAACGGUAAUGUAGCCUACUCUGAAAUAUUUUGUAGUUUAUAUCUUAUUUUGACUUGAAUUUGAAAUAGCUUGACUCGGUCAAUUUGCAGUGUGGACUUUGCACGGACAUAAACGAAGUUGAGUGUUCGAGUUUAUAAGUAAACGUUGGUUAUGCUCAAACUCAAUGAUUAUACUUAACGUUUUGUUAUUGAAAGUGAAGUUACAUUGUAUCCGUUCUGCAGCUGUUGAAUAUAGCCUACCAUUAAUCGGUAGUCACAAGGCUGGAAUUGGACAGAAGGCUGGAAAUACACAGACAGAAUCUCAAAAAUGCAUUUUGUGGUUCGCCGAUACAGACCCUCCGACAAGGAUGCUGUCUUAACCCUGUUCAGUGAUGGCAUCUUGGAGCACAUCAACCCUUCGUUCUACAACGCCAUCAGCAACCCUGUCAAUGUGGGUGUGACCCUGUUCCUUUCUGUGUCUGGGUACAUGCUGGGAGGUGGGUCUACUCUCUGGGCCUUGCUGUUGGCUGGAGCCUGGGUAGGUCUGGUCUACUACUGCUGCAGCCAACUGUACACCAGCUUCGUCAGAGAGAGACUGCGCACUGACAUGCAGGACAUUCCAGGAUGCUACCUGAGCCACCCCGAUAACUGCUUCUGGGUGGCUGAGACUGAGGUCAACGGCAGGGUUGAGAUUUUAGGUAUGGUGGCCGUUGUGGCCAAAAAGGUGGUGGGCGGAAGAGACGGGGAGAUGUGUGGUGAACUAUUCAGAAUGAUUAUAUCGUCGAAGUGUCGUCGGACAGGGCUCGGUUCCAGGAUGACCCAGACCGUUAUUGACUUUUGUAAGGAGCGAGGGUUCUCUAAGGUCGUCCUGGAAACCAGUUCUACCCAGACUUCUGCAGUGGCCCUGUAUAAGAAGGUAGGCUUCUCACACAUCCUCUCACACACCAAGACGUACUCUCCUGAAUGGAUGACAUUGGUAUCCCGUGUCACCAUUCUGAAGAUGGAAAAAGUCAUAUAGGCCUUCCCUUGAUUUUGAAUUGUCAGUGUUAAGACGUGCAACUUUUUGGUUCUUUUUUGUUCUGAAGCACAGAUUAAAUGUAUUUGAUACAAGAAUUUGAUGCAAAACCGUAGGCCUAUAUUAGUGACUAGAUCGAAUAAGCAAAGGUAUGAAUAUAAAAUAGAAAUAGUAUAUGUAGCCUAUUAAAAUAUAAUAAUAAUAUGCCAUUUAGCAGACGCUUUUAUCCAAAGCGACUUACAGUCAUGUGUGCAUACAUU
Messenger RNA from Coregonus clupeaformis (lake whitefish), 1328 nucleotides. RefSeq names its product N-acetyltransferase 8-like 2 (gene nat8l2). Gene Ontology annotation, molecular function: N-acetyltransferase activity. The record is from RefSeq and is a predicted model, not a curated record. Lineage: Eukaryota; Metazoa; Chordata; Actinopteri; Salmoniformes; Salmonidae. Bases 382 to 1071 code for a protein of 229 amino acids. The transcript has 2 exons.